Lodderomyces elongisporus is the source of this 972-nucleotide messenger RNA. RefSeq names its product succinate--CoA ligase (GDP-forming) subunit alpha (gene LSC1). Gene Ontology annotation, biological process: tricarboxylic acid cycle. The record is from RefSeq and is a predicted model, not a curated record. The coding region runs from base 1 to 972 and encodes 323 amino acids. Gene Ontology annotation, cellular component: mitochondrion; succinate-CoA ligase complex (ADP-forming). Gene Ontology annotation, molecular function: succinate-CoA ligase (ADP-forming) activity; succinate-CoA ligase (GDP-forming) activity. Lineage: Eukaryota; Fungi; Ascomycota; Pichiomycetes; Serinales; Debaryomycetaceae. The transcript has a single exon.
AUGUUGAGACAAUUCGCCCGUGGAUUUGCAUCCUCAUCCCCUGCUAAAAACUAUGCUUCCACAAUUCCAAACUUGAAGAUCAACAAAGACACCAAGGUUAUCUUCCAAGGUUUCACCGGUAGACAAGGUACUUUCCAUGCCGAGCAAGCCAUUGCUUAUGGUACCGAUGUUGUUGGUGGUAUCAACCCUAAAAAAGCUGGUCAAACACACUUGGACAGACCUGUGUUUGGUACUGUUGCUGAAGCAAUGAAGGAAGCUGGUGCCACGGCCACUGGUAUCUUUGUUCCACCACCACUUGCUGCUGGUGCCAUUGAAGAGGCUAUUGCUGCGGAGAUUCCAUUGGCUGUUGCAAUCACCGAAGGUAUCCCACAAAAAGAUAUGGUUAGAGUUGCUCAGAUCUUGAAGACACAAAGUAAAACCAGAUUGGUAGGUCCAAACUGUCCAGGUAUUAUCUCGCCAGACCAAUGUAAGAUUGGUAUUAUGCCACAGAGUAUCUUCAAGAGAGGUAAGGUUGGUGUUGUUUCCAAAUCAGGAACCUUGACAUACGAAGCUGUUGCACAAACUACACAAGUUGGCUUGGGUCAAUCUUUGGUCAUUGGUAUGGGUGGUGAUCCUUUCCCAGGUACCAACUUUAUCGACUCAUUGACCUUGUUCUUGAACGACCCAGAAACUGAAGGUAUCAUCUUGAUUGGUGAGAUUGGUGGUAGUGCCGAAGAAGAAGCAUCCGAGUUUUUGAAACAACACAACUUGACCAGACCAGAAGGUGCCAAGCCAGUUGUCGGUUUCAUCGCCGGUGUUUCUGCACCUCCAGGUAGAAGAAUGGGUCACGCGGGUGCCAUUGUUGCCGGAGGUAAAGGUGAUGCCAAAUCAAAAAUUGCCGCUUUGGAAGCUGCCGGUGUCGUGGUGGAGAAAUCUCCAGCUAGAUUGGGUAACUCCUUGUUGGCUGAGUUUAAGAACAAGGGUUUAUUGUAA